Messenger RNA from Emiliania huxleyi CCMP1516, 553 nucleotides. RefSeq lists its product as hypothetical. NCBI's taxonomy places the organism in Eukaryota, Haptophyta, Isochrysidales, Noelaerhabdaceae. The annotation marks the transcript as partial. The record is from RefSeq and is a predicted model, not a curated record. The transcript has 2 exons.
UUAGAGACUGCUCAAAAAAAAGGCUAUUGAUACUGCAAGGGGGGCAUGAGAAUCAAACAGUUGGGGGGGCGCGGUCAAUACAUCCAUCGGUGGAAGCGAGAGUCAGAGCUCUCCGCUCGAUCUCGCAGUGGGGCGGCAACUACUUGUGAAGACUGGGAUGCUGUGGAGUUCUGGUUAUGGUGCAUGCCUUCAGUCUGAAGUGUAGUGGCUGGCGAGCCGGAGUGGGGCCAGGAGUGGGGCUCGGCCCGCCCCCCUCCCCGUCAGGCUCCGUUUCCACUGCUGCUGCCCCUGCUGCCGUUCUGCUCGCGGCACGAACCUCGAGCGCUGGGCGCGCGCAGCCCUGUGGUCGGGGACGGCGCGUGGCUGCCAGGGUAGGAGCCGAAGCCGGGGUCGGGCGCUCUCCGAGUCGAGCGUGCGCGGCAAAAAGACGAAAGUGAAUGCCCGCCGCACCUCGAUCCCGGCAGACGGCUCGGGCUCGGGCGAGGCCGUGGCGAGCCGCGACGGGGAGAUGAGGGCCCACGAGCUGACGCCUCCGUCGGCGGCGUCCGCGUCG